Molecule: messenger RNA, 1929 nt
Organism: Brassica rapa (field mustard)
Lineage: Eukaryota; Viridiplantae; Streptophyta; Magnoliopsida; Brassicales; Brassicaceae
Product: serine carboxypeptidase-like 12
Biological process (GO): proteolysis; secondary metabolic process
Molecular function (GO): serine-type carboxypeptidase activity; acyltransferase activity, transferring groups other than amino-acyl groups
Source: RefSeq, a predicted model, not a curated record
UUUGGGAGCAGUGGUUUGUAAUUCUUAAAUGGUACUAGUGUAGUUAUUGUCAAAGUCAAUUAAAAGUUUCAUAAUAAUGACAAGAAUUACGGGUAGGUACCAAAACUUCGUUUUAGAAAAAAAUACGUCGACAGAGGUAGCUAACUUAUUUCGUGUGGAUGAUAAAAAAUGUCACGUGUGAAAAAAAUGUGAGACGAUAUUAUUGAAGAGUGAUAAUGAUAUAUUAUCUCUUGUAAAAUACAGUACCUACCCUCCACUUAGAAUAACAUUUUAAGAAUCAUCUCGCUAAAACAAAAUAGUGCUUUCCCUCCACUUUCUUAUCUUUCUGUAAAAAAAAUCACAUUAUGUCUAAGAAGUUGCUUCUGCUUCUUUUACUUAUUAUCUUAAGCCUACAUGCAUGUUCUGGCUCUAUUGUCAAGUUUCUUCCUGGUUUUGAAGGUCCUCUUCCUUUCGAGCUUGAGACCGGGUAUAUUGGUGUUGGUGAAGAAGAGCAAGUGCAAUUGUUUUACUACUUCAUUAAAUCUGAGAAGAAUCCAAAAGAAGAUCCUCUUCUUAUCUGGUUAAGUGGAGGACCUGGCUGCUCUUCUGCCACUGGUCUGUUUUUCGAGAAUGGUCCUGUGACAUUUAACGUUGAGGAGGGUUACAAUGAAGGUAGUGGACCCGCUUUACUUUCUACAACACAUUCAUGGACAAAGGUGGCAAACAUUAUCUUUUUGGACCAGCCUGUUGGCACUGGCUUCUCCUAUGCAACAACUCAACUUCUUGAUACACCUAGUGACUCAGGAGAAGCUAAGCAGAUCCAUGAAUUUAUUCGCAAGUGGUUAAGUAAGCAUACAGAGUUUAUAUCGAACCCUUUUUAUGUCGCUGGAGAUUCGUAUUCUGGUAAGAUUAUUCCGGCCACAGUUCAAGAAAUCUCCAAAGGAAAUGAUCUUGGGUUUAAACCUCAAGUAAAUCUUGAGGGUUAUGUACUAGGAAACCCGGUAACAGACUUCGAAUUGGACCAUAACCAUUGCAUUCCAUUUGCUCAUGGAAUGGCAUUAAUCUCUGAUGAACUCUACGAGUCAUUGAAGAGAAACUGUAAAGGAAACUAUGAAAAUAUAGAUCCACAUAACACAGAGUGCUUGAAACAUCAUGACAAAUAUCUAAAGUGUAUUUCUAGCAUAAAUGUUGUUCAUAUUCUAAUGCCACGUUGCGAUCCCCCCCUGUUCCUCCAAAGAAGAUUUAUUCUCCUUAGAAACGUUUCGGCUCCGUUAAUUGCAGAUGGAUGCUAUAUAUAUACUGAUUUAAUAGCUUCCCUCUGGGCUAAUGAUGAGAGCGUACGUAAAGCACUUCAUGUAGUUAAGGGAAGUAUAGAAAAAUGGGUACGGUGUUCUUCGGGCAAGCCUUACGACUUCGACAUUAAAAGCAGCGUACCAUACCAUAUGAACAAUAGCAUCAAAGGAUACAGAUCUAUCAUAUUCAGCGGUGAUCACGACUUAGUGGUGCCUUUCCCUUCAACGCAAGCGUGGAUAAGAUCACUUGGUUAUUCCAUUAUUGAUGAGUGGAGGCCAUGGAUGGUGCACAAUCAAAUUGCUGGAUACACUCGGACUUAUGCCAAUAACAUGACAUAUGCUACUGUCAAAGGAGGUGGGCAUACACUUGAAUUCAAACCAAAUGAAAGCUUUAUCAUGUUUCAGAGGUGGAUUAGUGGUCAACCACUCUAAAAUCCCUUUGUUUUUUUUUGGGUAGUCAUUGAUAAUUUUAUCUGUAAAAUUGUUGUUGAGACUUGACCAUUAAGUUCAUGGAGAUUAAAAUAGCCAGUGGUAACCGAUUGAAUACCAUCAGUACCACUUUUAUUACAAAGUUCCUGUAUCAAUUUUUUUUUUGUAUAUAAUUUUCUUACAAAGUUCCUGUACCAUUUCUCUAGUUUGUGAAAUAUCGGAUCCCCUC